Messenger RNA from Knipowitschia caucasica, 378 nucleotides. Lineage: Eukaryota; Metazoa; Chordata; Actinopteri; Gobiiformes; Gobiidae. The record is from the annotation of a GenBank genome assembly.
AUGCAUUACCGGGCCCCAGCAUGCAUUACCGGGCCCCGGCGAGCGCUGAUCGGGCUAAUCACCACACAACAGGCUGUCAUUACCGACUGCGGGUCACUGGUCACGCUGUUGUUCUCUGCAGGGGACGUGUCUGCUGCAAGGUACAAUGCACAGCUCCAGGGCCCUACUGCAUGGUCGAGCGGCUGCACGGGGGCCCCGGCUGCGGCUGCACGGGGGCCCCGGCUGCGGCUGCACAGGGGCCACGGCUGCGGACGCACGGUUCUUGGAGAAAACCAACGGCUGUUUCAUCAUGGAGCGCUGGGGCCACAGAGGUCCCCUUUAAAGGCCUCCAGCAUCAGCACCAAGCCAGCGACUCCUACAGGCACCGCUCCUCUCUGA